Molecule: messenger RNA, 1135 nt
Organism: Caenorhabditis angaria
Lineage: Eukaryota; Metazoa; Nematoda; Chromadorea; Rhabditida; Rhabditidae
Source: the annotation of a GenBank genome assembly
AUGAAAGUUUAUGCGUAAGUUUACCUUGUAAUUUAUUUAAAAAAAAUGAAUUUUUCUGCAGAAUAAUAGUUAAAACUGGUGGUUUUUGCGAUGGCAUAUUCUCAUUUUUGUUAAUUUUCUUUAGUCUCCGACUAUUUUCUUCAAAUUUCACACUAGUUUUUAUUUUCAACGGUCUCGCUCACUAUUUUUCAUUCGUCACAAACAAAAUGUGUUUCAUGGGUAUAGCAUCUCAUUUUUGAAAAGUUCUUUUGAUAGUGAAUUUUUUAAAGCAUACACCACACAACUCCACAUUUAUCUUCUAAGUACAUCUAUCAUUCUUUUCUCGUUUUUCUAUCGACAAUAUGUGAUAACAAAUCCGAAUCCUGGAAUUUUUCUCAGCCAAAAACAUGUCAAACUUUUUAUUUAUUGUUUGAUACUUUUAACAACCAUUUAUAUUCCAUUCAUAAUUUAUCUGAAUAUUAUUCCCGAUGAAAAACUAAAUCACUUGAUACAAAACAUCCGACCAGAACUAUUAAAUGAUAAAUGGAAAUAUUACGCAAUCAUUGAUUAUACAGAAUUUCCAAAUUCAUUAACUGAAUCUUGUAUUAUGUUUCAAAAUUGGAUUGUUUUGUUUUACGGUUAGUUUCAAUCUACUAUUUUGCAACGCUCAGAUUUAGAAAAAAGUUGUAUAAUGAGUCUCUAUAAACAUGAUCAGCUUCACAAAUUUGAAGUGAUAUGAAUUUUCAGCAAUUUACUGUCGACGUAAAGUAAAUCGAUCAUUAUCAACAAUUUCGAUGAGUCUAACAGUUCGAAAACUUCACAAAUCCUUACUGACAGUCUUGAUCCUUCAAGUCCUUUUCCCACUUUCUCAAAUCGUUUCAAUUUGUAUGCAUGGAAGUUCAAUGAUUUGGAACAAAUUACAAACUCCGUUUUUUGAAAAUUUUCUGGAGCUUCCAAUAUCACUUCUUUGUUCUAUUACACCAUUAUUCACUAUUUAUUUUGUCGCACCUUAUCGGUUUGUGAAUUUUUUGAAGCUUGAGAAUUUUCAAAAUAAAGCAUAUACAGACAUGCGUUCAAGUCUAUUUUCGGUUUCGGAACAAUAUCUCCAAUGCCUGUGUUUUCAAUAACAGUUUCAUCAUCAACACCUCAAUUGUAG